Cannabis sativa is the source of this 4451-nucleotide messenger RNA. Its product is annotated as C2 and GRAM domain-containing protein At1g03370. The record is from RefSeq and is a predicted model, not a curated record. The coding region runs from base 593 to 3667 and encodes 1024 amino acids. The transcript is spliced from 9 exons. Lineage: Eukaryota; Viridiplantae; Streptophyta; Magnoliopsida; Rosales; Cannabaceae.
UGAGAUUUUUAAUGCUUUAGUUAAGUAAAGUCAAAAAGUCCAAUAACAUACGCGCUAUGGCUGAUUGCUAAUUGAAAAAGAGAGAAAGUGGGAGGUUGAACUUAAAAGCUAAUUUACUUUCUUUAUCUCUCUCUGCUACAAUUUCGUAAUUUUGAAUGUUCAUAUGGUCUUUAUAGGAUUUUGCCAACACUUUCAUAGUCUUAUGUAUCUGGGUCUGUCUGUAUUGGCUCUGUUUUCCAUUUAUUAAUCAUUGUUUUCGUUUUUCUUUCACAAAGUUUUCCUCUUUGGUCAAUUUUCAUACGGUUUUGUCCAUCUUCAGAAUUUUUUUCAUCUGGGUCAUUCUUAUUUUAAUCGAAAUGCAAAAAAUCAACUUACUUUUAAUUAAUUUGUUUAUUUUUGUCUCCCGUAUUAUCAGAUCAUAGAUUCUUGCCUCAUUACGUGGAAAUUUCAUCAUAUCUUUCUAUAAUGUCAAUUAUUUGCCUUUUCUUCUGAGACUUAUGAAUUUAUAUGAUUUUGAAGAGUCCCAUUUGAUAAGAAGUCAUAAUAUUUGAGAAGGAAAAAAAGUUUUAAUUUUGAUUUUGUGAAAACAAGAAUGAAGCUUUUGGUUCGUAUUAUUGAGGGUCGAAAUCUUCCAGCAAUGGAUCUCAAUGGACUGAGUGAUCCGUACGUUAAAUUGCAGCUGGGAAAGCAGAGGGCUAAAACCAAAGUGGUGAAGAAGAACUUAAACCCUUUUUGGGGCGAAGAGUUCAGCUUCAGGGUCGAGGAUCUCAACGAGGAGUUACUUGUCUCUGUUUUGGAUGAAGAUAAGUACUUUAACGAUGACUUCGUUGGCCAAGUCAAGGUCCCUGUUUCUCGAGUUUUCGAUGCUGAUAGCAAGUCCCUUGAGACUGCUUGGUACCCUCUUCAACCCAAAAACAAGAAAUCCAAGAACAAGGAUUGUGGUAAAAUUCUUAUUUCUUUGUCCUUCUCUCUUAACAAUCCAUAUGGGGAUUUGAAUAGUAAUGGAAGUAGUUCUCCACUCUUGAGGAAGGAUCCUGAUUUAGGAGCUGAAUCACCUUCAAGGUCUUUCAGUGGUACAUCAAACUCUUCUUCUCCUCCUAGGCUAGACGAAUUCGCAGCUUCUAAGGAGGAGAAGUCUUUUUCACAGAAAACAUUAGCAGGUCGAAUUUGCCAGAUUUUUAAUAAAAAUAAUACAGAUUCAGCUACCUCUAGCAAAUACAAUGACUUAUUGGAGAUACCUGAAACAGUUGAGCCUGAGGAAUGUAAUACCAAGUCUGAGGAUGAGUUUGCUUCUGGUAAUUUUGAUGAACUAAUGAAAAUGAUGGAAUCAAGAGAUGAAGGAAAUGACAUGCCAUGCAAUUUACCAGGAGGUGUGAUUCAUGAUCAAUUGUAUCUCAUUACUCCACCAGACCUAAACUCCUUUCUAUUCUCAUCAGAUUCAAGCUUUCCCAAAUCAUUAGCCGAUUUGCAGGGAAGUACGGAAUAUCAACUAGGAUCCUGGAAUUUUGAUAAUGGUGGUGAGUGCUUGAAGAGAGUGAUAACUUAUAUCAAGGCUGCAACUAAAUUACUCAAGGCUGUUAAAGCCACCGAGGAGCAGACGUAUCUCAAAGCUGAUGGGAAGGUAUUUGCAGUUUUAGCCAGUGUAAGCAUUCCUGAUGUUAUGUAUGGGAGCACUUUUAAGACAGAAGUUCUCUACUGCAUCACACCUGGGCCAGAGCUUUCAUCUGGAGAACAAACCUCACAUUUAGUGAUAUCAUGGCGAACAAAUUUUAUUCAGAGUACCAUGAUGAGAGGAAUGAUAGAAAAUGGAACAAGGCAGGGCCUGAAGGAAAGCUUUGAGCAGUAUGCAACUUUGUUGUCUCAAAAUGUCAAGCCUGUCGAGUUAAAGGACCUUGGAUCCAGCAAGGAACAAGUUUUGGCAUCACUGCAGGCCGAAACUCAGUCAGAUUGGAAGCUGGCACUACAGUAUUUUGCCAAUUUCGGUGUUUUCUCCUCAGUAUUUUUGGGAUUGUAUAUUCUUGUUCACAUCUGGCUAGCCAAACCAAGUCCCAUUCAGGGGCUGGAGUUUGUAGGGCUUGAUUUACCGGAUUCAAUUGGUGAACUUGUUGUGUGUGGUGUGCUGGUUCUUCAAGCUGAACGGUUACUGGGAUUGAUUUCACGUUUCAUGCAGGCCAGACGACAAAAAGGCAGUGAUCAUGGCGUGAAAGCACAAGGAGAUGGGUGGUUGCUCACUGUUGCUUUGAUUGAAGGAAGUAACUUAGCAGCCGUUGAUACAAGUGGGUUCUCUGAUCCAUAUGUGGUGUUUAGUUGCAAUGGGAAAACUAGAACUAGUUCAAUCAAGUUCCAGAAAUCUAAUCCUCAAUGGAAUGAAAUAUUUGAAUUUGAUGCAAUGGAUGAUCCUCCUUCUAUGCUGGAUGUGGAAGUGUAUGAUUUUGAUGGACCUUUUGAUGAUGCAACAUCUCUUGGGCAUGCCGAAAUCAAUUUUGUUAAAUCAAACAUAUCAGAUUUAGCUGAUUUGUGGGUCCCUCUUCAAGGAAAGUUAGCUCAGCCUUGUCAGUCUAAGCUUCAUUUGAGAAUUUUCUUGGACAAUACAAGGGGUGGUAAUGUUGUUAACGAUUAUUUAAGUAAGAUGGAGAAGGAGGUGGGGAAGAAGAUAAACGUUCGUUCUCCUCAAACUAACUCAGCAUUCCAAAAACUUUUUGGACUUCCACCAGAGGAGUUUCUUAUUAACGACUUUACUUGUCACUUAAAGAGAAAGAUGCCUCUGCAGGGUCGUCUAUUUCUCUCACCGAGAAUAAUUGGAUUUCAUGCAAAUUUAUUUGGACACAAGACUAAGUUCUUCUUUCUCUGGGAGGACAUAGAAGACAUUCAAGUUGUUCCUCCUACUUUAGCUUCCAUGGGUAGUCCAACUAUGAUCAUGACUCUCUGGCAAGGCAAGGGUAUAGAUGCAAAGCACGGUGCGAAGACACAGGAUCGGCAAGGCAGGCUGAAGUUCCAUUUCCAGUCCUUUGUAUCUUUCAGUGUAGCUAAUAGGACAAUAAUGGCACUUUGGAAGGCUAAAUCCUUAAGUCCUGAGCAGAAGGUGCAAAUUGUUGAAGAAGAUUCUGAAGCCAAAAGCCUCCAGAGUGAAGAAAGUGGGUCAUUUUUGGGCCUUGAUGAUGUCAGCAUGUCUGAGGUUUAUUCUUCUGUUCUAUCAGUACCUACAAGCUUCUAUAUGAAGCUGUUUGAGGGUGGUGAGCUGGACCGUAAAAUUAUGGAGAAAGCUGGCUGUCAAAACUAUACCCACAGUCCAUGGGAAUCAGAGAAAGGCGAUGUCUUUGAAAGGCAAACUUAUUACAAAUUCGACAAGCGUAUUUCCCGUUACAGAGGAGAGACAAGAAGUACUCAGCAAAAAAGCCCCCUUUCUGAUAGAAACGGAUGGGUUAUUGAAGAGGUCAUGACUCUCCAUGGAGUUCCCCUUGGUGACUAUUUCAAUCUUCACAUAAGAUACCAAGUAGAGGAUUUGCCUUCAAAAUCAAAGGGAUGCCUGUUGAAAGUAUAUUUUGGAAUUGCCUGGCUCAAAAGCACUAGGAAUCAGAAAAAGAUUACAAAGAAUAUCAUUCAAAAUUUGAAUGAUCGCUUGAAAGUGAUCGUUAGUGAAGUCGAAAAGGAGUUUGCGAUGAAAUAGUCAAUGGAGGUGGUGCAAAUAAGAUCAUUAGCAUUCUUACGCAGUAUCCAGCUGACUCGGGUUUGAAUGCCCACUAAUUGAGCAUCAAGGAUCCAUCCAAGUACACCCCUAAUAGGCCUUGAAUGCAGAAGUGGUGUGGCAACAUUAUUCUUUUCGACACCCACUGCUUUAACACAGGUAGGUAGUCAAAAGCUGAGAACAAGUUGGAGAGAACUAUGGAUUCGAAACCAGAUGCUCUUAGUUUCUUGUCAAAAAAUCUAAUGGAUGAGUUCAUUGGAAUAAUAAAGGGUGCUGAAUUUUCAAUGGCAUGAACUCAUUGGAAGUUGCUAAUUCACAAUAUGUGUUGAUCUAACUAACAUGUGACUUGAUUUUGAGAUACCACUAAUUCAAGGUCAUGGGGGGUGGAUGGCUUUGCUAAUUUCUGUAAUCACCAGAAACAAGGAAAUCUAUGGAUAGUGUUACAUUACCCCAGUGUGGGAAAUUACUCUCCUGUAUUACUUGCAAAUUCAUGAAACACACAUAUUCAGUUGUAAAUAUUCAUUCUAAGUACCAAUGAAACAAAACAAUAGGCAGUAUUGCUUUCUUAUGAGUAAUGCAGCUGUGGGGCUUUGGAUUGGAUGAAACAUCACUAGUGGUUCAACUCAAGGGAGGCAUCAAUGUGGUAAUCAUCUUGGUGAAACUUACAACACAAAGUCACAAACUAAUCUGAUUUUUAUAAUGUCUUAUAUAUAUUAUGCAAUGUAAUCAUAUCAGUUGAAGAGCUAGAAAUUCAUUAUUGUGUACA